Messenger RNA from Neoarius graeffei (lesser salmon catfish), 3454 nucleotides. RefSeq names its product BRCA1 associated protein-1 (ubiquitin carboxy-terminal hydrolase) (gene bap1). Gene Ontology annotation, biological process: protein deubiquitination; ubiquitin-dependent protein catabolic process. Bases 175 to 2412 code for a protein of 745 amino acids. The transcript is spliced from 18 exons. NCBI's taxonomy places the organism in Eukaryota, Metazoa, Chordata, Actinopteri, Siluriformes, Ariidae. Gene Ontology annotation, cellular component: cytoplasm. The record is from RefSeq and is a predicted model, not a curated record. Gene Ontology annotation, molecular function: cysteine-type deubiquitinase activity.
CAAUCAACAACUGACGGAUUUUUUUUUUUUUAAUCUAUUGUGUUUACAAGAAAGGUUCAUGAAAGAGCAAAAGUUGCUCACAAUUCCGAGCUCUCGGAUUGUAAACACAGCAACAUGGAUUUUUAUUUGAGUCGACUGUAAAAAGCUGUCUGGACUUCAUUAAAGAGAAUAAAAAUGAAUAAAGGCUGGCUGGAGCUGGAGAGCGACCCCGGUCUCUUCACGCUGCUGGUGGAGGAUUUUGGUGUGAAGGGUGUUCAGGUGGAGGAGAUCUAUGAUCUGCAGAGCAAAUGCCAGAGUCCCGUGUACGGUUUCAUCUUCCUGUUUAAAUGGAUAGAGGAACGUCGUUCCAGGAGGAAAGUGUCCACUCUGGUGGACGAGACCUCGGUUAUUGACGACGACAUUGUCAAUGACAUGUUCUUCGCUCACCAACUGAUUCCAAACUCAUGUGCAACUCAUGCAUUACUGAGCGUGCUCCUGAACUGCAGCGGGGUGGAGCUGGGCAGCACACUGAGCCGCAUGAAGGCUUUCACGAAGGGAUUCAGUCCAGAAAGUAAAGGCUAUGCCAUCGGGAAUGCUCCAGAGUUAGCAAAGGCGCACAACAGUCACGCCAGGCCUGAGCCACGGCACCUGCCGGAGAAACAGAAUGGUAUCAGCGCCGUGAGGACGAUGGAGGCCUUCCACUUCGUCAGCUACGUCCCUAUUAAAGACAGACUGUUCGAGCUGGACGGCCUCAAAGCCUACCCCAUCGACCACGGUCCUUGGGGAGAAGAGGAGGAGUGGACAGACAAAGCUCGGAGGGUCAUUAUGGAGAGGAUCGGCCUGGCGACAGCAGGUGAGCCGUACCAUGACAUCCGCUUCAACCUGAUGGCUGUGGUUCCUGACCGCAGGGUGAAGUACGAGUCCAGACUCGAGGUGCUCAAACGCAACCGGCAGAUCGUUCUGGAAGGACUGCAGCAGGCCAUCAGGGCUUCCCAGGCAGACACAACACAGGAGCGCAAGCAGCAAGACUCCUCGUCCUCUGAGGACACGCCCCCUGCUGUGAAAAAGGAGGAGGGGUCAGAUACACCAGUCACUCCUGGUCCAGCUCCACCCACAGCAGACGCCGCGAGUGUUCCUGCCGGGUCAAGCUCCUCAGAGAAACCCAAAGCCACAGUGAAGCCUCCUAUUUUGCCUCCAGGGGGCACCACCACUGGCCCCAGCUCCAUCGUCCAGCGCCUGCCCGCCUUCCUGGACAACCACAACUACGCCAAGUCCCCCAUGCAGGAGGAGGAGGACCUAGCUGCAGGCGUGGCUCGUGCUCGUGCCCCUGGCCCCCCUCAGGCCUCGUACUCUGAUGAUGAAGAUGAGGAUGAGGAGGAAGAGGAGGACAGGUUCCCCAAAAAGGCAGGUGUCCGCGGGCGGGCUGUGGCCCGGAACAGUGGUGGGGGUGGAGUCUCGGGCGUGGAGGGUCAGCUGGCUCUGAGCAUGCUUGCUGAGAGACUCAAAAAGGAGGCACAGAGGAAGGAGGCCCUGGCAACGACAGGGACGACGGCGACGCCCGGCUCUUCCAUCCUGAACGUUCGCACAGAGGGCCGAACUGGGGGCAUCAGCAUCACGCCCGCCUGCCAGCCCUCGCCCACGCCCAGCAACGAGAGCACGGACACGGCCUCCGAGAUCGGCAGCGCCUUCAACUCUCCGCUCAGAUCUCCUGCACGCUCACAGGCUGCCACUCGACCCUCCAGCCCCGUGGCCUGCCACCUGAGCCGCGUGCUGUUCGGAGACGAUGACGUCCUGCUGAGACUCGACACUCGACACAACCGCGCCGUCCGAGAGCUUGGCGCCCUGAUCAGCUCCACGCAGCUGCAGCUCAGAGAGGAUGGAGCCAUCUACACACUGCCAAGUACAGACACGGUGUGUGAUGUGGUGAAGAAAGCUGGCGGAGUGGACAGUAAGGAGCCGAGUGAGAGGACAGAAGGAGGAGAGGUGGAUGGAGGGAAAGGAGGAGCGUCUCGAGAGCUGAAACAGGAAAAGGACGUCACCGAGACGAGCAAGGACAAGCCGAGUGUGGAGACGGCGAGCUUUGCAGAGCCUGAGGCGCUCACCAAACCGCUCGGCGAGAAAUACACUCCUAAAGAGUUGUUGGCUCUGCUGAAGUGCGUGGAGGCCGAUAUCGCAAACUACGAAGUGUAUCUGAAAGAGGAGGUGGAGAAACGGAAGAAAUACAAGAUUGAUGAUCAGAGGAGGACUCAUAACUACGAUGAGUUCAUCUGUACCUUCAUUUCCAUGCUGGCACAGGAAGGUAUGCUGGCGAGUCUGGUGGAGCAGAACAUUUCCGUGCGCAGGAGGCAGGGUGUGAGCAUCGGCCGGCUCCAUAAACAACGCAAGCCGGACCGAAGAAAGCGAUCUCGGCCAUACAAAGCCAAGCGCCAGUGAACACGCCCCGCGAUUUCUCUGAGAAAGGUGCUGAUAAACCCUCAAAGUUCGGAAUCCAAGAACUAACAAACAAAUCAAUACACCUAGGACCUCUGAACACCGCCUGGCUCAAACACAUUCAGGUUGAUGACUAGCUGAGGGAAAAAACAAGAGCGAGUGAGAAUGCUGAUGAAGACGAGUGACAUUUUACUUAAAAAAAAAAACCCUCGUCCAUGCCGAUGAGGAACAUCACAAUGAACAUUCUGUGAUUUAUCAAGACCAGUGCAAGUGAACACUCUGAGGUGAAAAAACGCAUUUGGACGGAUCCAGAUUAGCGCUAGUGAACAUACUGGAGUUUAUAAAAACUAGCACUGAUGAAUCCACGGAUAGUUAUGAAAAGUAGUGAAUACACCUCACAUUUACAAAAGCCAAAGGAGGUGAAGACAUGUUUCCACUGUGUGAAGACGAGUGCUUAUGGACCUGUUCUGACUGACCAAGUGAACUCUCAACACUUCAGAUGAUGAAAACAUGCUCGUGAACACACCCUGAUUUUAACAAACCGCACCUGUGAGCAGCCCGAAAGCUGUGGUGCAAGUGGACACACCUCGGAUUGCUCAGCAGUGUGUGUAUCGUUGACUACGGAGCAAAGACAAAAAAAAAAAUGUUAUCCUGGACAUGAUGGAGGAUUUGGACGGUCCUUACAUUUUCUUAUUUAAUUGCUGGACCAGUCACAGUUGUGUUUUUGAAGACAGUCGUGCCGGUCUCAGCCGGAACAAUCAGUGUUAUGGAGAAAAAUGUUUCAGAUUCUGACCAAACUUUCAAAAUUCUGUGUUGUCAUAAUCUUCUUUUCCUUGUGCAGACGAAAGGUGUGUGUGUGUGUGUGUGUGAUUUUUCUUUUUCCCUAAUGUCUUUCUAUCUGUACAUAUAUAUGUGUGUGUGUGUGUGUGUAUGAGAGUGACUUUUAUUGUUGGCUGAUGUAUCGGAAAUCAUAGUUUAUCAAUCUUCAAUGUAUCAGCUCAGCAAUCGUCCUUCGCAGUAAAAUAAACGUGUUACACGAUAAAAA